AGCCUACCUGCUGGGGGCAGAAGUGAGCUCUUCAUGCCCUUUGUCUACCGAAAACCCAUAAGACAAGUCGAAACUUGCGCAUGCGCCUACCUCUGGUUUGUUCGACCUCUACAACAGACCGACAUCAAAUAUCUACUGGCUGCCCUGCCUCAUCUGAACCAAACGAUACAUCGUGAUGUAUGCCUGUGCUAAGUUCGUCUCCACGCCCUCUCUGGUCCGUGUUGGAUCCCGGGUGCUUUACAGACCCCUCUCAGCGGCAGUAGUCUCUGACAGCAGGAAAGCAGAGUGGCAGACUGCCUCACUCCUGGCACCACCAAGUCCUGCAGCCUCCCAGCAGCAGGUGGCAGUGCGGGGAUUCCAGACCAGUGCUGUGAGUCGUGAUAUUGACACAGCUGCAAAGUUCAUUGGAGCAGGAGCUGCCACUGUUGGUGUGGCUGGAUCUGGAGCUGGUAUUGGAACGGUGUUUGGCAGUCUCAUUAUUGGAUAUGCUAGGAACCCGUCUCUGAAGCAGCAGCUGUUCUCUUAUGCCAUCUUGGGGUUUGCUCUGUCUGAAGCUAUGGGUCUCUUCUGUCUGAUGGUUGCAUUCCUCAUCCUUUUCGCCAUGUAAACACCUUGGCCCUUACUGUACAAGGACACAUCAUAAUGUUAACAAGAGUCAGCAGUUGGAAUAGAAGGAUGAUUUCAGCUCAGUUUGUCUAAAUCUUAUCAGUGUUUAUUGGAAGAUUGCUAAUGUGUUGAGGUUCUCUGCUAAACUCAAAUCAUUGUCAUGAUGGGUCUAAACUACUGUGUAUUUAAUUGAAAGGUUUGGUAACAAACAUGCGGCCUGUAAUUGAAGUAAAACACUUAAUUCUUAA
Molecule: messenger RNA, 854 nt
Organism: Xiphophorus couchianus (Monterrey platyfish)
Lineage: Eukaryota; Metazoa; Chordata; Actinopteri; Cyprinodontiformes; Poeciliidae
Product: ATP synthase F(0) complex subunit C2, mitochondrial-like
Exons: 5
Coding region: 176-607 (143 amino acids)
Biological process (GO): proton transmembrane transport; proton motive force-driven ATP synthesis
Molecular function (GO): proton transmembrane transporter activity
Source: RefSeq, a predicted model, not a curated record